This is a messenger RNA of Anopheles marshallii, 1140 nucleotides long. RefSeq names its product nematocyst expressed protein 3-like. Lineage: Eukaryota; Metazoa; Arthropoda; Insecta; Diptera; Culicidae. Gene Ontology annotation, molecular function: structural constituent of chitin-based larval cuticle. The record is from RefSeq and is a predicted model, not a curated record. Gene Ontology annotation, cellular component: chitin-based extracellular matrix. Bases 1 to 1140 code for a protein of 379 amino acids. The transcript is spliced from 3 exons.
AUGAAACAUAUGCUAGCUUUGCUUCCCCUGGCGGGACUCAUUACCCUAGCGACAGCCCAGUACGGUCCGGCCCCACCGAGGCUGAACAUCCCCGGCGCCAUCCCACUGCCACCGAUCCGCGAGGAACGCCUGCUGCCGCAGCAGUCACCGCAAGUAAUACGCGUGCGACGUCCGGGUGCGGUGCGCAUCGCCGCCCCGAACGCCAUCCACCACCACCAACUACCGUCCGCCUCCCCCAAAUUCCACGAUCUCAGCACGAUCGAGCAUAAGCCCGUCACCGAGGAACCGGAGGACGACUUCCGGCCCGCCUUCAUCCCGCAGCUCCAACCCCACCACCAUCCCUCGCCGGCGGUCCUUCCGUCCCCGGCACCGGCUCCACCGUCCCCCGCCGCCUCCCCGGCCCUGCAGUAUCCGAUCCCCGCGGACGAGCAGUCGUCCGAGCGCGACCGCGAACUACAGCAAAAUGUUCUCUCUCGCUUCAAUGCACAGGAAAACCGGCCAGCACCGAUACCGCGCGCCCAGAUCCCGGAACGGUUCUUCUCGACCGACAAGGAACCGCAGCGCUUCCCGGUCGAACGCCCACAGCCCCAGCCCGCCCCGAAGCAGUACCGACCGGCGCCACAGCAACUCGCCCGUCCGGCACCGAUUGCCGCACCGCAGCAGCAGCAACAGUCCUUCCGCCAGCAGCAACACUUCCAGGAUGAGGAUCGGCGACCAGCACCGCAGCAACCGGCCCGCCAACAUUCGUCCCAGGAUCAGGACCGCAAGCGGAAACCGGUAGCGCAGAUUCUGCGCAAGUGGCGCGAAGAGCACGAAGACGGUUCCAUUACGUGGGGCUUCGAGAAUGACGAUGGUUCAUUCAAGGAGGAAACGAUCGGCAUUGAUUGCGUCACCCGCGGUCGCUAUGGUUACGUCGAUCCCGAUGGUGAGAAGCGUGAAUACAACUACGAAACUGGCAUCCAGUGCGAUCCGAACCAGCGGGACGAGGACGAUGAGGACAACCUGGAGGUGGAUUAUCAGGAAAACAAAGCCGUCCUACCGAACGGCGUACGGCUCGAUCUGAACAAUAUGGGCAAAAAGCAGUCCAAGCGACCGAGCGGACAGCAACAAUCGCAGCAACCACAGUACUAUCGUAACUAG